AUGAAGUUUUUGCUUGCAGACAUGUCGUUUUCUCCGGUUUGGAGUUUGGUCAAAACCUAUGUUGAAAGCCAUGCUGAUCUGCACAGAAAUUUUGUUAAAAGUCUUGUCGAUCUUUCAAAGAACGUUCAGAAGUACACCGACGAAGCAAUCAAGAUACACAAAACGGUGAAAGAAAGACAGUCGAAAACGUACGAUGCGGUGAAUUUGAUUCAGACAACGACGACAUGUUUACAGAAGGCGAAGGAAAACUACUUCCUGCGAUGCAUGGAGCUGGAGAAGCUGAAACAUGAGAACGGAACUUCAAAGGAAGUAGCUCGAUCAGAGAUGAGAGUUAAAAAAGCACGAGAAGAGUAUCAGCAAUACGUCGAAAAAUAUGCGUCUGUCAGAAUCGAAUUCAUGACGAGGAUGUCUGAAGCCGCUAAGAAUUUUCAAGAAGUCGAAGCAGUGUAUCUCAGUCAGAUGAAGAACUACAUAUCGGAAUAUGCGGCCUCGUUUUUGGGUAAUCAGGAACGGAUAACGCUGGUAAUUGGUCAUUAG
This is a messenger RNA of Soboliphyme baturini, 537 nucleotides long. The record is from the annotation of a GenBank genome assembly. NCBI's taxonomy places the organism in Eukaryota, Metazoa, Nematoda, Enoplea, Dioctophymatida, Soboliphymatidae.